AUGUCGUUCCGGCGGGUGCUGCAGAUGGCAGCCUGCGGCCUGGCGGCGGGCUCGGCUGCCCUGCUCUUCUCCACCGCGGCCGUGGGCAAGUCCCACAUGGGUGGGGAUGCAGAGUUUUGGGGGGCCGAGGUGCCAGCGGCGAAGGCGGGAUCCGGGUCUUCCGGGUACGGCGCCUGGGACCCCAACUGGGACCAGCGACACCCGCCGCCCCCGCCCCUCCUGCCAGGGGAAAGGGGCCUGGCGUCGGGCGACCGCGCCACGGCCAGCCGGCACAUCUUCCUCAUCCGGCACUCCCAGUACCACAAGGACGCCGACCUGGAGAAGGACCGCACCCUCACGGCCCUGGGUCGCCAGCAGGCCGAGCUGACGGGCCGCCGGCUCGCCAGCCUGGGCCUCAGGUUCAGUCAGAUCGUGCACUCGUCCAUGACCCGCGCCAUCGAAACCACCGACAUCAUCAGCAAGCACCUGCCGGGCGUCCAGACAGCCAGCACCGACUUGCUGCGGGAAGGCUUCCCCGUGGAGCCCGACCCCCCGGAGCCCCGCAGCGAGUCGGAGGCGGCGCGGCUCUCCAAGGACCGGGCCCGCCUCGAGGCCGCCUUCCAGAACUACAUCCACCGCGCCGACAGCCAGCAGCUGGAGGACAGUUACGAGAUCUUCAUCUGCCACGCGAACGUCAUCCGCUACCUGGUGUGCCGGGCGCUGCAGUUCCCGCCCGAAGGCUGGUGCCGCCUUUCGGUCCGCAACGGCAGCAUCACCCACCUGCUAGUCCGGCCCAACGGGCGGGUGGUGCUCUGGACCCUGGGGGACACGGGGUUCAUGCCCCCCAACAUCGUCACCCGCUCCUGA
Messenger RNA from Sorex fumeus (smoky shrew), 846 nucleotides. RefSeq names its product serine/threonine-protein phosphatase PGAM5, mitochondrial-like. The transcript has a single exon. Gene Ontology annotation, cellular component: mitochondrion. Gene Ontology annotation, biological process: positive regulation of mitochondrial fission. The record is from RefSeq and is a predicted model, not a curated record. The coding region runs from base 1 to 846 and encodes 281 amino acids. NCBI's taxonomy places the organism in Eukaryota, Metazoa, Chordata, Mammalia, Eulipotyphla, Soricidae.